Phymastichus coffea is the source of this 7317-nucleotide messenger RNA. RefSeq names its product homeobox protein abdominal-B-like. NCBI's taxonomy places the organism in Eukaryota, Metazoa, Arthropoda, Insecta, Hymenoptera, Eulophidae. The coding region runs from base 1882 to 3462 and encodes 526 amino acids. The transcript has 2 exons. The record is from RefSeq and is a predicted model, not a curated record. Gene Ontology annotation, cellular component: nucleus. Gene Ontology annotation, molecular function: RNA polymerase II cis-regulatory region sequence-specific DNA binding; DNA-binding transcription factor activity, RNA polymerase II-specific. Gene Ontology annotation, biological process: regulation of transcription by RNA polymerase II.
GGCGGUGAGCGAGGUGGAGGACGAGGGGCAGGGAGCGGGGGACCACUGCCGCUCGUCUCGAAAAAAGAAGGUAAAAAGAAAAGGGGGUGGAAGCGCCGAGAGACGCGGCAUGCGCUCUCACGUGCGAGUAGGAACGAGACGGAGAAUGCGUACACAUCGAUGGGGCGAGUAGGGGGAGAGCGAAGCACGGCGCGUUUGUUAAAGCUUCCGCGGUUGUGGGUUCGGCCUUCAUCCGAGAGAUUGCGCUGAGGUCGCAACUGGCUGGCGGCUCGCUCGCCCGCUCGCUCGCUCGCUCUGACGACUGGCAGAGCAGAGCAGAGCAGAGCAAGUUGGCUUGUCGCUCAGUUUGGCUCGGCGAGGCCAGCGAGAAGGAGAGAAUCUCUCGUGCGGGGGGCUCCCCAUUCAGCACUGUAUACGUUCUCGAGGGCAACAUAGCACAUGCGUGUCGUUGUAAGCUCGCUCGCUCGCUCGCGAAUGCGCCAGGAAGGAACGCACUUGCUCUGCCUCGUCACACCCAGUGCCCUGCUACCUGCGCCGCAGGCUUGCCGACCAAGGAGCAUCGGACGACCAAAAAAAAGUGAAAUCGCGACCGAGGGCCGAGCGGCCGUAGGGAGGAAAAAAAAUUUUUUUCUCGCCGAUCCCUUGACCGCCCAUCGUCGCGGGUGAAUAAGAACCCUUUGCUCAAGCUGUGCUGCGUUCGACGACCAAUUGUAUUGAGUGAGAGGUGAUGAUGAUCGGUGUUGAGCUGGGGACUCGUGUACCCGGCGCGUGAAAAUAGAAAGCUCACCGUGGAGAGAAAGACGGACACGAGAGAACAGUGAGAGGGCGACAAAAAGUUGUUGAAAUUUCGGUUGUGCUACUGUGAGAGAGAUAUUUUUGCGGCGCAUUUCGUCCUUCGCUGCAAACUUGGAAAGUGUGCUAUUAGUGCGCGUCUUGCGAAUUUCUAUUGAUUUUUUUCUAACGCUCGUCUGACAGCCGGUGCGUCAUCGAUACAGCCACACACAUACACGCAAACAUUGACAGACUAGUACAUGUGAAGCAGUGAUAAAGGCACAGCUAGCUAAAGUGAGUUUUCCGUUUCUUUCUGGUUUCAUCGUCUCUUCUUGAACGCAAUCAACAAAUAUCCCAUCCAUGGAUCUAACACACCUGGACUCGACAACGUGCUCAACCUAAUCCCAAAAUCCAACCAUCAACCUUGACGACAACGGACAAGCACGUCAACAUCAACAAUCAUCGUCAUCGCGAAAAUCUGCGGCACGUGGGUGCUGGUCUGCCGGCCACGAUCCUCGUCGCACGGCAUCCGUCAUCGUUAUCACGGUGCGCCUCGCGCGUCCGCUUUAUCUUUCUCUCUAUCUCUGUCGGCUGCCCCUUCCACACCUACCCUCCGCCGCCGCUAAUCCCUACUCUUCUUUUUCUCUCUCGCUCGCUCUCGGCUCUGCUGUAUACGGCGCUCUGCCGCGCUCGCUCGGCAUUCCGGGACUCCCCACCACGGACCGCGCUCACCUCGUGCUCCUACUCUCUCUCUCGCACUCGGUCCUGCUGUCGCUCCUGCUGUCGCUCCUGCUGUCGCUCCCGCUCGACCCCCCGAUGACGCUCGCCUGAACGUCGUCGCCUCGAACACCCGUGCGGCUCGUGAGCGCGCGCGCGCGCGUGUCGCCGACGAUUCCGCAACGACUGGCCGAACGAUUCUCGGCGUCGCUCGCCAACCGACACUCGGUGGAACCGCUGGCGCCCAACGACCCGACCACCGCGCGCGCCUAAACAAUCGCGAUUUGCACCAUCGCCGAUCACGUGGCUUGCUCGACGGCGACGCUGUACGACAAUGUGCACGCCGUGCCGCUAUGCGGCUCCGGCGUGGCUCACCCUGCCUCCGUCACGCCGAUGGGGACAGUCACCGGAGCGGGGAAUUCCACCGGGUUGACCUGGUGGAACAUGAUGAACAGUGUGCCUUACGAGGACAGUCCGCCGCCACCCGUAGCCCCCGCGUCCUCGCUCGUGUCGCUGCAGCAGCAGCAGCAGCAGACGACCAGCGGCACCCAGCAGGCGUCCACGCCCACCUCGCCGGGCGCACCGUCGUCGGCGGCGACCUCGCAGCAGACGGCGCCCACCUCGUCCACGUCGCCGAGCGCCUCGAGCGUGGCCAGCAACAGCGCCACCGGGCCGCUGCACAUACCCGCCAAGCGGCUGACCGCCACGCCGGUGGGCCAGCAGCAGAGCGCCGGCUCGACCUACGCGGACGUGGGCUGCGGCAGCCUCGCGCCGCAGCAGCAGCAGCAGCCGAGCGAGCCCAACGGCGGCGUCAUACGGCACUCGCACUCCACGGGCUCCAGUCAGGGCGGCUGGGCCGGCUACAGUCCGCACCAAGACUCGCAGUACCCGCCGCCGCCCGAGCACCAGCAGCAGCUCGGCCAGCAGCAGCAGCACCACCAGCCCUACGCCAGCACGCCGACGUACUACACCAACCUGGCGAGCGAACCGGCGAGCGGGCCCAACACGCCGCAGGCGAGCUCGCGCGGCGACCAGCGCAAGGGCGCCUCCACGCUGAGCUUCUGGUCCCCGGCGGCGGCCUCGAGCGGGGCCGCCGCCGCCGCGGCCGCGGCCGCCGCGGCAGCCAACGCCGACUACAAGCCCGAGUACAAGUACAACCCCGCGGCGGCGGGCGGCAUCGUCACCACCAGCUCCAGCACCAGCGGCGCUACGGCCGACCCGGCGGUCAGCUGCCACCAGAGCAGCUUCUCCAACAGCUGGUGCAACUACCCGCCCUACACCAGCGCCAGGCACCACCACAGCGCGGUCGACAGCGCCGCGGCCGCCGCGGCGGCGCACCACCACGCGCACUCCCAGGCCGCCGGUGUGCCCUACCUCACGCCCUCGGCCGCCGACGACCGGGGCCGCGUGGCCGCGGCCAUGGUGGCCGAGGCGGCCUUCCCGCACGACGGCUACGGCGGGCUCAGGAACUACGGGGCGCCUGAACCGGUCACGUCCAGCCCUUAUCCGCCUACAGUGAUGUGGGGUUCCUCCCCAUCUUCCUUGUUUUCGACAGGCUCGCUAGGUGUCGGCGUGGGAGUUGGCGUGCCAGGCAUGGGAGUCAGCGGCACGAAUCCAUUGGAAUGGACAGGCCAAGUGACGGUGCGCAAGAAGCGCAAACCAUACUCCAAGUAUCAGACGCUCGAGUUGGAGAAAGAAUUUCUGUUCAACGCCUACGUCUCCAAGCAAAAGCGCUGGGAAUUGGCGCGCAAUCUCAACCUGACCGAGCGUCAGGUGAAAAUCUGGUUUCAAAAUCGUCGCAUGAAGAACAAAAAGAACAGCCAGCGCCAGGCUCAACAGCAGAAUAAUAACAACAACAGCCAAGCCAACAACGCGAAUCACCACGGAGCCGGUCAUCAUCACGCAGUGGCGGCGAGCGUACACCACGUGCAAGCUCACCAUGCCAAUGGCUCGGCCAAACAUCACCAUCAGUGACCCGUGAUGUUCUCUGGGGUUGCGUUCGGUCAACCACCCCAGGUUUCUGCUAGCAGCUCGGCCUCGUCAUCCUCGCAGCAGCAUCAUCAUCACCAACACGUCCAGCUGCACCAGAACCACGGACUGGCGGCUUAAAGGCGAACGCGGCGUCCAGAGAUUCCUUCUUUUUACUUGUUUGCGUGUAAAUAUAUACCGGGAAUAAUUGACAGAGCGAAAAUUAACGCGAUAUCACGUGCGAGACUAUCGACGCGGGGACGAAGUGUGCAAAAAUCGUCGCGCUCGUUGUUUAGUCUCCCCCCUGCCCCCCACCACCCCUGCCCCCCGAGCGUGCCCUAUUCAACUGUUUUAAAUGCCCCGCAAAAACGAGUUUUCUACAUUAUAGACGUACGCCGAUUUUUGUUUGGUUCGGUUGUUUUACUUUUGUCUCCGCAUCGUGUGGUACUUAAGGGCCGCGAGCGCGAUCAUCCCUUUCUGUCUUUAUCUGUCUGUAAGUCUGUGUAGGAUAAAAAGGAAAUGCCCUCUUUUCUCACUUCUUGGUCUCUGCGGCCCGGGCUCUCUUGGAGAGAGAUCGAACGAGAGACUUGAACCGCGCCAGAGUAGAGAGUACGUUUAGUCUAAUGAUGCAAAUAGUUGUCGAAUAGUCGUGCGUGUGUAUGAGAGCGUGCGUGCAAGUGUCGAGUUGCGAUGCAACGUUGUACAGGAAUGCCUGUUUCACGUGAUAUAUACAUAUUAUAUAUUAUUAAUUAUAUGCGUAUAUAAAUAUAAAUAAAUAAAUAAAUAAAUAAAUAAAUAUAGAUUAUAUAUGAGGAAGACAAAUUAAAGAAAAAAAAUGAUGCGUGUGGAGAGACGCGGCACAAUUGUCUGACAAGGACGCGCGCGUCGCGAGCAAUCAUCUGUCCAAUUCGUUGAAAACUCGAUAUAUAGUAUUCUCUCUCCAUCUCUUUCUAUUAUCUCGCGACUUCCUCUCCACUUUCGCGCCGCCUACUCUAUAAUAAUUACACUCGAGAGUUGAGAGGAGAGAGUCAGAAUUUCGAAAAUUGCGAUACACUUGGAGGAAAACAAACUGAUAUUCAAUAAAAAAAUACAAUUCUUAGCCUAAUUAGUGUCACUUAGUGCGUCUUCGAAUACCUUAAAUACUUCUAGCCCAGUGUAUAUUCAUUAUGUUGUCCUAUAGCUCCCGUGUGCGUGUCAGAAUAGCUGCCCCCUUUUGCAUUCUUCAUGUUCUCUUUUUUUAUCACCUCCAUUAAAAUUUUAUUCCUUCGCUAUACUUGCAGGCUGGAUGGAUGUGAUUUCGUGUGACGACUUGACGGAAAACAGGUAACUGUUCUAACAUUAAACGAUUUCGAUUUUAAUUGAUUAUCUAUAAUAUAGCAUUUCUUCGUACUCAGUCAUAUUUAUUUCCUCAAGAACAGUAACGUUAACUUAUUUGCUUGCAUUCUAAUCACACAAAAUUUACACGAAUCUUUCAUUCAGUCUCGCGAGCGAAGUGUUUUCUAGACGUAUUUCGAUAGUAGACGGCAUAAAAAGCAAAAAGUUUGUAGUUACACUAUUUAGCAUAAGCUCAUUAAUGAAAAAAAAGGAAAUACGAGAAUUAGCUUUUCAAGAGAAAAAUAUGUCAAAACUUCGUACUCAACGCCUACCAAAUGGAUUGCAACUGUCCUAGCUAUAAUUCUUAAUUGUACGUAAAGAGAAAUUAAACGAAUUACGCACAUAAAACAUUAGUUUGAAAUCAAUCAAAAAAGUGUGGGCGAGAGCGUGAUUUACAUUGGUCGCGGUGACCAAAAAUUUGUUUAAACGACUUUUUUUAUAUUUGAUGUUGUUGAUUCUGAUGUCGACAUUUAACGCUGAUUAUCAGAAGCCAAUUUCGCUUAGCACAUGAUUAGUGAAAAUAAAGUAUUAAGCUUUGUAUUUUGAUUUGAUGCGUCUUCGAUUUGGUAAGCUAAAAUGAAAGAAAAAAAUUGACAUCCAUAAAAGUGAAAACUUGAGCUCACUCAAGUGAGCAAGCAAUCCAAAUCCACUCGUUAAAAGAGUCGAUCGGAGUUAGGGUGUAUAGGUAGUAACCGAAGGUUCGUUGCGAGAUUUCUCGGUGAUUCUCUACUGUCUUAUUUCGUAUUUAUGCGCGCGCGUCUGAUUUUGCGAGUCUGUAUACACAAACGAUGAAAAUAAGAGAAAAAGUUAUUGAAUUUUUAAUCGUUGAACGUAUAAAAGAGCAUGUCAGUGAAUAAAACAUUCGCGUCGAAUAAUUGGACUGAAGAUUAACAUUAACUGUAAUACUUUUUGAUUCGAUGACGAUAAGUAAAAGGUUUGUUUAUUCACUGACAUGCUGAGCAAUUUACCAAGCGAGUGUGACUAGUGCGAUAAAAUAAAUAAUGCUAUCAUGCAAUCAAUAAGAUGGUAGGGUCGAACUGAUUAUCAAGUGCGGCCCGUGAAACUGGGUCUGAAUAAAUGUAUAGUUCUGUCACAGUAUAUGCUAGUUAUUCUGUAACGAUGAUAAUAUGAUAUUAUAUAAGUAAUACAAAAGACAAAGAAUGAAUAAGUUUUUUUCCGAGUAAACAAAUAUUGUGGUAAUGAGAUUAAAAAGUAAAACAAUGAAAAACUAAAGCAAAAUUCAGUUGCGACUCAGUCAUCGCGUCAGCUAAGCUUUUCGGUGAAAGUUGUAAUUAUUAAUACAUUUUUAUGUCGAGGACGUGAUGUUUUAUGAUGAUUAUUAAGGUUAUGACUAUUAUAUUAUUAUCAUUAUAUAUUAUUAUUGUGAGCGUCACGUUAAUAUUAUGUUAUUGUUUUUAUUGUGUGUUGUUUUGUAUGUAUCAGCCAACAAUGAUAAUAUUAUUAUGACGAUAAAAAAAUGAUUCACUCAUAAAGAAAAAAUUCAUGGUGUUAUUAAAUGUGUAUAUUAUCUUUGAAUUCCGUUGCUGUAGAUAUCUUCACGUUGACGAAUUGCCGUAUGAUUUUCUAAGCAAUUAUACGUCCAAUUUCCCACUUCUUCCCCUUUCACCUCGUUGUUGUUCAUUAUACACAUUAAAAUACAUUAGAUUGGAAAACUUUAUUUGUUUUCGUUUUGAUUUCUAGAGUAAAAAAUCAAACUUUGUGGGGAGAGAGAGAGAGAGAGAGAGAGAGAAAGAGAGAGAAAACGAGGAAAAGAAAUACUGAAAAGUUCGAAUCGAUUAGCUUCAAAGUAUAUUUGCACAAGUUUGAAUUUGGGUCGUGAUCUCAUUCGCGUAUUUAGAAAACUAUGACGUGUACACGGCGCGCGUUGCACAGACAGUCCCGCGCGAACUUGAAAAAGCAAAGCAGCACAGAACGACGCUUGAAAAAAAAUGAGUAAAAACAUGAAAAUAAUUGCAUUUUAACCUUGGGAUUCUUCUUUCUCAUAAUGGCUGUUAAUGCAAUUUUAAAAGUAUUUUACAACGAGAAAACGAAUUAUUAUAGUCGAUGUGUUUUUGAAUUUUUGAAAGAAAAGUUAAAAUAAUUGUUUAUGUCGUAAAGUGCAAUAAAGAAGUUUUUCAUAGUGCCAAAGCAAAAUCGAAGUCUACGAUUUCAGUUUAGCUAUUAUCCUUAUUAUACGAGUAGAUGGUAGAGAGCUAAGCAAGAAAUAAAGACAAGAAAAGCUCAUUCUAUAAGAUAAACGUUGAAAAUUUCUCGUAGCGGUAUUGCUAUAUUAUCGUGUAUAUUCAAAAAAAAAAAGGUUUCUAAAGCGACAAUUUUCGUUUUAUAUGACGAUGAAUAAAAUUAUCAUAAAAGACAUAAGAAAACAAAACUAAAAAUGCUUAUUCCACUUAAUGAAACCACGUACGACUGCUCAAUUUAUGUAUUAUAACAAAUGUAUGUGCGCUCUGUAAAUAAAGGCAUGUCUUA